This is a messenger RNA of Epithele typhae, 585 nucleotides long. RefSeq lists its product as uncharacterized. Lineage: Eukaryota; Fungi; Basidiomycota; Agaricomycetes; Polyporales; Epitheliaceae. The transcript has 2 exons. The record is from RefSeq and is a predicted model, not a curated record. The coding region runs from base 1 to 585 and encodes 194 amino acids.
AUGAGUGGGGAGAAACGUAUUGCAGGACGGUCGCAGGACGAGCGUCAAAUGGCAUUGCGGUGCAUCAUGGCUGGGAUCCUGACGGGCCUCGUGAAAGGGAGUGGGGGUGGUUCAAGUAAAGCAGAUGAGCGCUUCGUGAAUAUGGGUGGGGGCGGCGCAAGGGUCACGGGCGCACGCGGUGCGGGCGGCGGCGCGGGUGCGCCCUUCGUGAAUAUAGGCGGGGGCGGCGCAAGGGUCACGGGCGCACGCGGUGUGGGCGGCGGCGCGGGUGCGCCCUUCGUGAAUAUAGGCGGGGGCGGCGCAAGGGUCACGGGCGCACGCGGUGUGGGCGGCGGCGCGGGUGUGCCCUUCGUGAAUAUAGGCGGGGGCGGCGCAAGGGUCACGGGCGCACGCGGUGUGGGCGGCGGCGCGGGUGUGCCCUUCGUGAAUAUAGGCGGGGGCGGCGCAAGGGCCACGGGCGCGCACGGUGUGGGCGGCUGGGCCGACACGUGCUUCGUGAAUUCAGGCAGGUGCAGCUUAAGGGGCGCAGACGAGCGUUUUGGAAAGGGUUCUCCAAGGCGGAGUGGGUGUGGGCUCACCUCUUGA